Messenger RNA from Chlorella variabilis, 3729 nucleotides. RefSeq lists its product as hypothetical. Gene Ontology annotation, molecular function: RNA binding. Gene Ontology annotation, cellular component: intracellular anatomical structure; catalytic step 2 spliceosome. The transcript has 34 exons. The record is from RefSeq and is a predicted model, not a curated record. Lineage: Eukaryota; Viridiplantae; Chlorophyta; Trebouxiophyceae; Chlorellales; Chlorellaceae. The coding region runs from base 1 to 3729 and encodes 1242 amino acids.
AUGGCGGACAAGGCCACGCGGGCCUGGGUGGAGGACCAGCUGUAUGCGCUGCUAGGCAAGCUGCCGCCGCCGCCGCCUGCCACCCCACCUCCUCUCUUCGCUCACUGCACGCUGCCACAAGAAGCAUUGCCACUGGGACAUGGCUUUGCUGAGCGGGCGCUGGUUGACUAUUGUGUAUCGCUUGGAAAGAAGGCCAAGGAUGCAGGAGCCCUGGCCAGCACGCUGGAGGGGCAGGGCCUGCCUCCCGGCGGCACCACCCGCCAGUUUGCUGCCGACCUGAUGGCACGGCUGCCGCGGGGCGGCGAGGCCGCGGCCUUUGCCCGCAAGCAGCAGCAGUACGCCCUCCUGGCGGACGACGAGGAGGAGCGGGAGGAGGAGGAGCGGCGGCGGCAGCAGCAGCAGCAGGAGGCGCAACGGCAGCGCGAGCAGCAGCAGGACGGCGGCGGCGGCGGCAAGAAGGCGCACCUUCGCAAGAGCCGGCAGGAGGCGGAUGGGGAGGACGACACGGUGGUGAAGAAGAAGAGCAGGAAGCGGGCGUGGGAGGAGGAUGAGGAGGACGCGGCCGCUGCGGCGGAGAAGCGCAAGGUGGAGGAGCGGGAGGCGGAUCUACGGGAGCGGGAGGAGUUUGAGCAGCGGCUCAAGGAGCGGGACGAGGCCCGCACCCGCAAGCUGGCCGAGAAGCGAAUCCCCAAGGAGGAGCUGGAGGAGGCGGAGCGGCGGCGCAGGGCGGAGGAGGCCGAAGACCGCAAGGGCACCAUCGCCACGCUGAGGGAUGUGUCGCGCCAGGAGUACCUCAAGAAGCGGGAGGAUGCAAAGCUGGAGGAGCUGAAGGAGGCGCUGGAGGACGAGAAGUACCUGUUCCAGGGCGUGAAGCUGACGGACAAGGAGCGGCGGGACCUGGAGUACAAGGAGCAGGUGUACCGCCUGGCGGUGGAGCGCAAGAAGCAGCUGGGUGGGGAUGUGGAGGCGGAGGAGGAGGCGGAGACGCCGUGGGCGCAGCAGGAGGCGUUUGAGGCGCAGCAGAUCAAGAAGGCGUCGGCGGCCUACGGCGCCAAGGACAAGGCGGCGGCAGCAGGCGAGUGGUGGGGCGCCGUGCAUGGCGGCGGCGGCACCAGCGCUCCCAAGCACCUGCGUGGAGCCGCAGUGCUGUUGCUUGGCCGCGGCCGCACCGCGGGCAGCACCCCGCACAUGCAGCAGGGGCCUGCCUCCUACGACUAUGUGUUUGAGGACCAGAUCGAGUUCAUCGUGGACCAGUACCUGGCGGGAUCAGCACCGGACAUGGAGGAGAGCAAGGAGGAGCGCAUGAAGCGGGAGCGGGAGGAGCGGGAGGCGGAGCAGCGGUCGGAGUUUGAGCAGAUCCAGGCGGCGCGCAAGCUGCUGCCCAUGUUCCCGUACCGGGCGGACCUGCUGAGGGCUGUGGAGGCGCACCAGGUGAUCAUAAUCGUGGGCGAGACGGGGUCGGGCAAGACCACGCAGAUACCCCAGUACCUUUACGAGGCAGGGUACGGGAAGCUGGGCAGGAUCGGGUGCACGCAGCCCAGGCGCGUGGCCGCCAUGUCUGUGGCAGCCCGCGUGGCUCAGGAGAUGGGUGUGAAGCUGGGCAACGAGGUGGGAUACUCCAUCCGGUUCGAGGACUGCACCUCGGACAUGCAGGCCAAGAUUUUCGAGCCCACGCCGCCGGGGGCGCGCAAGGUGGUCAUCGCCACCAACAUCGCCGAGACCUCGCUCACCAUCGACGGAAUCAAGUACGUCAUCGACCCCGGCUUCUGCAAGCAGAACAGCUACAACCCGCGCUCAGGCAUGGAGUCGCUGCAGGUCACACCCAUCUCCAAAGCCUCUGCGCUGCAGCGGGCGGAGACGAUGUUCCGUGCGCUGGAGCAGCUGUAUGCUCUGGGGGCGCUGAACGACAAGGGGGAGCUGACCACCAUGGGCCGCAAGAUGGCUGAGUUCCCUGUGGACCCCAUGCUGGCCAAGAUGAUCAUCCAGAGCGAGAAGUACGGGGUGUCGGAGGAGGUGGCCACCAUUGCCGCUAUGGUAUCCAUAGGGGGAUCCGUCUUCUACCGCCCGAAGGACAAGGCGGUACACGCCGACAACGCCCACAAGACCUUCCACCUCGGCAACGUCGGGCUGCUGGAGCAGCUGCUGUUGCCGGCGCUGGAGGGCUCAAGGUAUGGCAGCACCGCGGUCCAGCUCUCCCGGAACCCACCGCUGCUGCUGCCACCCAGGCUGACGCUGAAGGCGGGCACAGCCGCCGUGCACGGCGGCGUGCCGAUGCCGAGCGGCGCCGUGGGCGGGCUGCCCAGCAGCACGCCGCUGCUCAGGCUCUGCUGGCUGUGCUGCGGGGUAAAGGUGGGGAAGAGCCUCCACAGGCUUAACUUCCCGGUUUUAACGUCUAGCUUUAGACCAUUACUUGAUCUGCCCGACGCGCCAAUGCUCACCACCAAGGAGUACAUGCGGGUGGUGUCUGAGAUCUUGCCCGAGUGGCUGCUUGCUAGGAGCUGUCUGAUGGCCGGCUGCCCCUAUGCCUGCCUGCCCGCCCACCUGCUGCCCUGCUUGCCCGUGGCAAUCGCCUGCCUCCCGUCAUCCCAACUUUUGGGCCCCGUGUCAACAUGGUGUAGUCAAGGCAAAAACAAGGGCCCUUGUCAGCCCUUGUCAACAAGAUCACUCAACAUGUCGCUUGCUGACAUGGGGCUUGUAGUAAGAGGCUUGUCAGCCCAUGUCGGCAAGCGCCAUGUCAACGCAGAAAACAAGCUGCUUGUAAACCUCUUGUCCACAUGCAUCCUCCCCUCGUGCUCGCAUGCACCCACCCGCCAAAAUGCGGACACGGGCGUUCGGCAGACGUACACGCACGCAUCCGUUAAGGUGCAGCGGUACAUUGAGGACGUGUGGGGGGGCAGCCUCUCUACGGAGGCCUACACGCCUGCGUCGUUCCUGUGCGAUGUGCCCGAGCGCCGGCGCCGGGUAAGAGCAGCGUCAGCGUCAGCAAGCAGCGGUCAGCGGCACCCCCACCACCCCCACCACCACCUCACACACUCACUGGCCAUUGCGCGAUGGUCUGCUCACGCGGCCUAUCAUAGCGGGGUGACUGUAACACCUAGAUCAAAUAUUGGUCUAAAGCUAGACGUUAAAACCAGGAAGUUAAGCCUGUGGAGCCUAGGCUCUUCCCCACCUUUACCUUUACCUUUUACUUCAGGGAUCCCAUUUCAACAGCUUGUGGAGAUCGCCCCCCACUACUACAGCAAGAAGGAGAUCAUGGAGCAGGCUGCCAAGAAGCUGCCCAAGACACUGGGCAAGGCCGCUGACCGACACUGCGUAUGUCACAUCACGGUGCAGCGGUACAUUGAGGACGUGUGGGGGGGCAGCAUCUCUGCGGAGGCCUACACGCCUGCGUCGUUCCUGUGCGAUGUGCCCGAGCGCCGGCGCCGGGUGCGCCUGGCGCAGUGGCGCACGGGGUCGCACUGGAUGGCUGAGGAGACAGGCCGGUGGCAGCGGCUGGACCGCACCCAGCGCCCAUGCCCCCACUGCCAGGCCCCUCUAGAGGACGUGCGCCACGCAGUGUAUGACUGCCCCCUAUACGCUGGGCUGAGGGAGGAGUAUGCUGAGCUCUUCCACAGUCCCGGCCACGCCUUGCCCUCCCUGGCCGCCUUCCUCGGCCAGGCCAGGCAGGGCCGGCUGGCCCGGUUUGCCGACCGGUGCCAUGAGGAGCAUGCUGCUGCCCUGGCGCAGUGA